CGGACUAUUUAAGCUGUUCCCGAGCCGAGAAAAGGACUUCCCGUCUUUGCCGGUCACCGUCCACCCUCCCUCUUGUCCUCCUCGGACCUCCGCUAGAGCGAGAGGAGAGAUGUCGAAGAAGAAGUUUUCCGCGGGAUCGAUGACGAUGACGCUUAAGGAUUUCCAUGGAGGCUCCAUCCCCUCCGAGCUUACACUCCCUUCCGCUCCGGGCGUAUCAUCGAGGCCUCAUGAUCGGCCCAGUGCUUGGACUGCUGCCCCUAACGCUGCUGGAGCUUCUACUGGGGCACGCGCUGAUCACCACCGCCCUCGGCCCGGCUCCUCCGGUGGGCUUCCCCGUGUCCUCGACGAGCGCGGUCCGGCUUUCCUUUCCUCUUCGUCAUUCAUUGGUCACCACUUUGAUGAGGACGAGCGCAAGCCCUUUGAUUCUUCCUCCGUUCCUCGACGCCCAUCGAUUGUGGCCGCGGAAACCAUCCGCUCUCAACCAGUCGUUGCGUCUCAGGCAUCCGCGCGAUCGGAUCCCAAACGCCCUGUUUCCAGUCCGGUAGUGGCACAACAUCUCUCCCCAUCCCCCGGAGUUUCUACUUCUUCUGCCGGCAAUGCGUGGGCGGCUAGGAAGGAAGCACCAGUUAAAGGAGGUAUGGUUACCGAGCCACCGCAGACCCAUCCUUCCGUGACAUUGUCUGGACCUGCGGCUGCAUCUAGAUUUGCACAGGCUAGUGCGAUUGAGAAGGUUUCUUCGGGAAGGUGGCAAUCAAAGCCACCAGAUGUGGAGGUGAUCAGAUUCCAGGAUGUGGAGAGCUUGGAUCGGAGGACCGUGGAUAGUGUUCCGAUUUGGAAUGAUGAGGAAGGGAAUUUGGGAAGGGUUUCCCCUUAUUCUGGAGUAAAGGAUAGGAAAUUAGGUGGCCUUCAUUCUGAUGGUUUUCUGCAGCAGGAGAGGAUGAUAUCGGAAAACAAGGAGAUAAACGUUUUUGGAUAUCAGUCUGAUUUGCCUCGGCCAGUUUCUCAUGAGGGUAGGGUAGCGACAUCACACUAUCAGCAUACUCUGGAUGAUGCUUUAGAGAGGCCAAAGCUGAAGUUGCUUCCAAGGACGAAGCCAUUGGAGCCCUCUGAUGCUACGAUAUCGGAGGACAAGCAGGGGUAUCUAUAUCCAACUACUCUGAUGCAUAUGGAAGAACCUCAAGAAAUGUGUAGAACUGUGGGUAAGAUGAAGUCAGGGUCAGCUGGAGCUGAUGCUGUGAGCAGGCCAGCUGAACGCCCAAAGUUGAAUCUAAAGCCCCGCUCGCAGCACGUUGAACAGCGUGAUGAAAGUUAUGAAAAGGAGAGGUAUGGGAUUGAAGCAAGGAGAAGCAUGCUUGGUGGUGCACAUUGUGGGGUGGAAAUAGUCGAGCAUGCGAAUGGGCGUGAGUGUUUCCUCUCUUAUGGAAGGCAAUCAACAAUAAUUUUCAUCCCUUCCAAUGACGCUUCUCCUAGAUAUUGUUCUGGUCAAUGGGUUAGACCUGAUGUCUUGAAACUUGAUUCUAAGCCGGAGCCUACCGCAUCUUCAUUUAAUCGUCAGAUCGAACCAGAGUCAUCUCCCUCCGAACGCAGAAGCUUGAGGGAUGCUGAGCGAAAAGAUAAUCAACCCCACCAUGAGAAAGGGGAUGCUCAGAGGAAUUCAAGGAGAAAUGAGAACUGGAGAAAUCCUAGGGAGAUGGAGAAGAAGCCAAUAGAACGCUUCUCAUGGAAUGCAUCCUUGCUGCUUUUCCUUCUUGUUAAACAAUGUUCUGGAUUUGCUUCUAAAGAGGUUAGACCUGAUGUCUUGAAACUUGAUUCUAAGCCGGAGCCUACUGCAUCUUCCUUCAAUCAUCAGAUCGAACCAAUGGAGUCAUCUCCCGCCGAACGCAGAAGCUUAAGGGAUGCCGAGCGAAAAGAUAAUCAACCCCACCAUGAGAAAGGGGAUGCUCAGAGGAAUUCAAGGAGAAAUGAGAACUGGAGAAAUCCUAGGGAGAUGGAGAAGAAGCCAAUAGAACGGCCACAAGAGCAUGAAACAUGGCGAAAACCUGUCGAGCCUCCCAAGCCCGAAACACCACCAGGCCCUCGGGUUAUUAAAGCCGCCUCGGCUCUAGAACUUGCUCAAGCUUUCUCAAGAUCAAUGUCCGAUUCUACGGUCGAUAAUCGCUACACAAACCAGAGAAUUCUACCUGGCCGAACACAGAUUCCUUUUUCCAGGUUGACAGAUACGAGGGAGAUUUAUUCGGGUUCGACUGACCGCCACAUAAAUGGCUAUUGAUCUUUACAACAACAGUGGAUGGCUUGAUUGAAGUCAAAUGAAAUGGUUGUCUGCUGGUGCAGCACAAAGUCUGGAUAACCAGGCUUAUGUUUAAUUUAUGUUUGACUUUGUUUGCUUACAUUUCCUCCUCUUCGAGGCUCAGUUGGGUUAUUUGGAUUUGCCUAUUCUCAAGUGGGAAGCCAUGUGUGUGAGCUAUUAUAUUUCAUUGGAUAUAUUCAACUGGAUUAAUCCCUACGCCGAGAAGAGGAGCUUUAUGGUCUCAUUACAAUCAAUAUGAUAAACUCUGUGAUUGGGUAAAUGAUGGUAAGUUUAACUUAGUGCUUUAAUUCAUUCAAAAAUAUUUGUUGGGUAAAAAUAUGCCUGGUAUAAUAUAUUUGGCUAAAGGAUAGGCUGUUUUUAUUA
This is a messenger RNA of Dendrobium catenatum, 2671 nucleotides long. RefSeq lists its product as uncharacterized. The transcript is spliced from 8 exons. The coding region runs from base 110 to 2269 and encodes 719 amino acids. NCBI's taxonomy places the organism in Eukaryota, Viridiplantae, Streptophyta, Magnoliopsida, Asparagales, Orchidaceae. The record is from RefSeq and is a predicted model, not a curated record. Gene Ontology annotation, molecular function: translation initiation factor activity; mRNA binding.